Messenger RNA from Trichomonas vaginalis G3, 1158 nucleotides. RefSeq names its product methionine adenosyltransferase (MAT) family. Gene Ontology annotation, molecular function: methionine adenosyltransferase activity; ATP binding. Bases 1 to 1158 code for a protein of 385 amino acids. The transcript has a single exon. The record is from RefSeq and is a predicted model, not a curated record. NCBI's taxonomy places the organism in Eukaryota, Parabasalia, Trichomonadida, Trichomonadidae. Gene Ontology annotation, cellular component: cytosol. Gene Ontology annotation, biological process: S-adenosylmethionine biosynthetic process.
AUGUCUCAACACUUCCUGUUCACCAGCGAAUCUGUUACAGAAGGACACCCAGAUAAGAUGUGCGAUAUCAUCUCCGACACAGUUCUUGAUGCAUGCCUUGCUCAAGAUCCGAAUUCCAAAGUUGCUUGCGAAACCUGCACAAAAACAGGUUUCAUAAUGCUUCUUGGUGAGAUCACAUCUAAUGCACAACUUGACUACCAGAAGAUCGUUCGUGAUGCUGUUCGUAAGAUCGGUUACACUUCUUCCAAGCUCUGCUUCGAUGCUGAUACAUGUGCUGUCAUGGUAUCCGUUAGCCAGCAAUCAGCUGAUAUCGCUCAGGCCGUUCACCUUAACAAAGCUGCUGAAGAUCUCGGCGCAGGUGAUCAAGGCAUCAUGUUCGGCUAUGCUACAGAUGAAACAAAGGAACUCUUCCCACUUACACAUGUUCUUGCUCACAAUCUUGCUCGCCGUCUUACAGAAGUCCGUAAAAACGGAACACUUCCUUUCCUUGGUCCAGAUGGAAAGACACAAGUUACAGUUGAAUACGAAAGAACCAAUGGACACCUCAAGCCAGUUCGUAUCCAUACAGUUCUCAUCUCAACAAUGCACACAGAUGAUGUUACAUUAGAAAAACUUCGUGUUGAAGUUAAGAAGCACGUCGUUGACGCUGUCCUUCCUAAGGACUUUGUUGAUGACCAUACAAUUCUUCAUAUCAACCCAGGUGGCCGCUUUGUUAUCGGUGGUCCACUUGGUGACUCUGGUCUUACUGGUCGUAAGAUUAUCGUCGACAGUUACGGUGGUUGGGGCGCGCACGGCGGUGGUGCUUUCUCAGGAAAGGACCCAUCAAAAGUCGAUCGCUCUGCAUGUUAUGCUGCCCGUUGGGUUGCCAAGAGCCUUGUUGCAGCUGGCCUUUGCUCUCGUUGCUUAGUUCAGCUCUCCUACGCUAUUGGUGUUGCCCAUCCCUUAUCUGUCUUUGUCGAUACUUACGGAACUGGUAAAGGAAAGACCGACGAGGAGCUCGUUGAAAUCGUUAACAAGAACUUCGAUCUCAGACCUUACGCUAUUAUCAGAGACUUAAAUCUUCUCCGUCCAAUUUACGCUCAAACUGCUGCUUACGGUCACUUUGGACGUACUGAUAUCGAUCUUCCAUGGGAGAAGGUCAAGGAGAUCAAGUUCUAA